AUGGAAAUGAUAGAUGAGCCAUCAGGUUCAAAUGGGAAGCCAUCCUACGCCCCUUUGAGGGCCAACCAAAAGGCAGGGUCCAAUGACUUUGUACGCAAGCUCUUCAAAAUUCUCGAGGGAGCCGAGUACAACGAUAUUAUUCGGUGGACCGAAGAUGGUGACAGCUUUGUUGUUCUUAACACAAACGAGUUCACGACAAAAAUACUACCACAACACUUCAAGCACUCCAAUUUCUCCAGUUUCGUGCGGCAGCUUAACAAAUACGACUUCCACAAAAUAAAGCGAACAAAUGAAGAAAAACAGAAUUCGCAAUACGGCGAGCACAGCUGGGAAUUCAAGCACCCCUUUUUCAAAAUACACGAUGAGGAUCAGCUUGACAACAUAAAGCGGAAGUCUGCUGUACAAAAAAAGAUUAUGCUGGACGAUAAUACAGUCCUGGUUAAGCAGGGCGGAGAUAAUGCAGGUGGCCUAGAUUCAACAGCAGACCUUAUUUUCAACACGGCGGUUAGCAAAUCGAAAUUCAACCAGCUCAAGCGAAAAGUCGAGACGAUUGAAGAGGAAGUCAACUAUCUUAAAAAUGAAAACUAUGAGUUAAAGCUAGGUUAUCAAAAGUCGCAAUCUCGAUACAAUACGCUAUUGGACAAUCUUAUAUCCACUAAAGAGUUCAACAACACUCUACUGACCAAUUUUAAUGUUCUAGUCAAUAGCUUGUCAUCCCAAGGACUGGAUAUACCACCCAACUUGACAUUUAAUGCGACUAUGCCUAACACACACACGAUCAAAAACACGCAGUCACCCCAAAUGAGCUCUGCAGUUCCGACAUUAUCGGUUCGUAAGCCAUCAACUAUGGACUCGAAUCCUGCUUCGACAACUCCCAACAUGAUUCUGGAUCAUCCAAUACUUCGUCCAGGUUUUCACGUUUUAUUAGUGGAAGACGACUCAAUUUGCAUACAGCUUUGUUCUAAGUUUUUGAUGAAAUAUGGGUGUACUGUGGAAGUAGUAACUGACGGUCUGUCUGCUAUAUCAACCCUAGAAAAGUUUCGGUAUGACCUUGUUUUGAUGGACAUUGUCAUGCCAAACCUUGAUGGUGCUACGGCAACCUCGAUUGUGAGGAGCUUCGAUAAUCAAACGCCUAUUAUUGCGAUGACAGGUAAUAUAGAAGACCAGGAUCUCGUCACUUAUCUACAACACGGCAUGAACGACAUUUUGGCGAAGCCGUUCACAAAGGACGACCUGCAUUCGAUGCUUAUCAGAUAUUUAAGAAAUCGCGUGCCACUAUCUGAGCAAAGAGCAGGUUCAUCGUCAAAGGACCAGCAUUCACCAUCGCUGCCACAAGAAAGUGAAGUCUCUGAUCUUAUACGCGAAGAGCCUCAAAUCAAAAAGCAGCGCGUUUAG
Lachancea thermotolerans CBS 6340 is the source of this 1395-nucleotide messenger RNA. Its product is annotated as KLTH0D17182p. Gene Ontology annotation, molecular function: phosphorelay response regulator activity; DNA-binding transcription factor activity; sequence-specific DNA binding. Gene Ontology annotation, biological process: phosphorelay signal transduction system; regulation of DNA-templated transcription. The coding region runs from base 1 to 1395 and encodes 464 amino acids. The record is from RefSeq and is a predicted model, not a curated record. The transcript has a single exon. NCBI's taxonomy places the organism in Eukaryota, Fungi, Ascomycota, Saccharomycetes, Saccharomycetales, Saccharomycetaceae.